Molecule: messenger RNA, 980 nt
Organism: Spinacia oleracea (spinach)
Lineage: Eukaryota; Viridiplantae; Streptophyta; Magnoliopsida; Caryophyllales; Amaranthaceae
Exons: 5
Coding region: 204-683 (159 amino acids)
Source: RefSeq, a predicted model, not a curated record
CUCGUAAUGUUUGAAAGAUUAACCAGGCAGCCGUCGUAUGCAACGAGGCCAACAACCAUUUAAGAAAGACAACAAGUUUAAGUGGUCGAAUUUGGUUGAUUUGUUACUCUUCACAUUUAGGGUUUACAAAAAUCCCAAUUCCUAGCAAUUACUACAUACUUGUGGUACGAAAUCUUUGUGACCUGAAUUUGGCAUCGACUGGGAUGAAGGUCAUGGAGGAUAAAAAAGCUAACCGGGGUGAAAAUCCAGCCCGGUUUCAACGUACAGAUCAGUGGCGUCCUGUUUAUUCUUGGUUGGAAGCGUUGGAUUUGGAUGAUGUUAUCAAGUCCAAAGACAUUUCUGACUGGCUGGCUGCAAACCCUGAAGUCAAUGAAGAGUUGGGCUCAAGACAUUCUCGUUAUCAUCUGAUGCACUACAUUAAAAAGUGUCAUAUGAAGAUACUGAAGAAACGGAAGGGUGGGCAGCAGAAGCCUAGUGAAGCAGGCCCCUUGGCUGUUGUUGAGCACCACAUUACGCCUAAUCUGCCGGCCACAACUACUUCUAAUCCAUUGACAAAUGUGCCUGAAGACAGCGAUCUCUAUCGCGUGAAACGACAGGAAGCUUUGAGCAAAUUUGAGAUUCUGGUAGAGUUUGAGAAGCAACUAUCUUCCAUCAUUUCAAAUAAAAAAGCUACACAGGAGUGAGGAUUCUUGAUCAAGUUUGGGGAUAAAUCGGGUAAUACAAACUCGCAUUUGUUUGCUCCUUUUUAGCACAAUUCAAUGGAUAACUGUGGAGUGGAUCCUAGGAAGUUUGUGUCUACUAACUGGUGCCAUUCAUUUGUAUUCGACUACCAGCUGGCUCUUUUCUUCUUUCCUGUGACAUUUCUGUAAAAGUUAGCUAUUAGGAAGCAAACUGUGUCUGUAAAUAACCUGUGUAUGCUUCAGAUACAUUUAUGAUUUAUCACAUUCAAUAUAAGAAUAGAUCUGGUAGUUUUAUUUUUC